GCGACCAAGCUGCAGGGACGGCGUCCGGCGCGCUCACUUCCGCGUCCCGCCGCCCUCCGGUCCGCGCGCGCCCAGCCACCGCCGCCAUCGGACAAUAGGCCGCCCGCCCGGCUGCCGUGAACUUCCUGCCGGGGCCCGGCCGGCCUCUGUGCCCCGGACCCUGAUCCCUCUCCGCGCCGGCCAGGAUCGCAGCUCCGCGCCACCAGGGGAAGCAGCGGAGGACCGAGCGCCCGGGACGUUCCAGCGCCUCCCGCCGCCGCGCCUUUGCUCCGGCCCGGCGGGUAGGCGGCCUCUGCGCUCUUCGCUCUGGGCGACUUAACCCCGUCCAGCGGCUGCUGCCUUGUUGUGGGUUUCCGAGUUUGGUUGCUUAAGGAGGAUGUGAUUCCCCCCCCCCCCCCUUAUUUCUUUUUCCUUUUUUGAUUUGAAACAGAGAAAAGAACUCACAGCCAGCUCGUACAGUGAAGUGCCACCAGCUACCCCCACGUGGACACCUCCGAGAGGAAAGGGAAUUGGAAGCAAACUUGGUCCAAGUGACUUUGAGGCCUUACCCUCGGCUGGACUCUAAGGCCUGGGGUCAUGACUCUCAUGCUGGGCAGGUGGAAGGCUUUACCUGUCCUGGGCUGGACGUGAGUCUCUGCCCUUCGCCAGCACCUCCACCGGCCCACCUCCACACACUCAAUACCCAGCAUCUAGGCUAGGCCCGGACACUUGUCAGCAACAUGGAUAAGUAUGACGACCUGGGCCUGGAGGCCAGUAAAUUCAUUGAGGACCUGAACAUGUAUGAGGCCUCCAAGGAUGGACUCUUCCGAGUGGACAAGGGUGCAAGCAACAACCCGGAGUUUGAGGAAACACGCAGGGUGUUUGCCACCAAGAUGGCCAAAAUCCACCUGCACCAGCCGCACCAGCUCCUGCAGGAGGAGACCCUGCCCAGGGGCAGCCGAGGUCUCGUGAACGGUGGGGGCCGCCUGGGCCCACAGGCCCACCGGGAAGCUGAUGGGGGCAGCAAGGUGACGGGGGAUGGCGCUGCGAAGCCUCCUCUCGCUGCCUCGACAGUGGCUCCUGGGACAGCCACAACCAUUGCAGCUGGGCAGCCCUUGUCCCCACCCCAGGAACAGAGGGCCAAGCUGUGUGUCCGUGGCGCAAGGCAAGGCAGCCAGGACUGUGGAUCCAAGGAGAGCGUGGCGAGUUCUGAGAUGUCUGCUUUCCAUCGGCUGGGCCCCUGUGAGGAUCCUUCCUGCCUCACCCACGGAGACUAUUAUGACAACCUCUUUUUGGCAAGCCCCAACUGGGGCGAUGAACCAGCAGUGUCCCCCAGCAUCAGGCUGGGUGUAGGAAGUGGGUGGUCUGGCACGCCAGGGAGUGGCCCGCCACUGUCCACACCCUCCAGGGUCCAUCACCUAUACCAGCAGCAGCUUUCCCCGAGCUCCAGCAGGUCAUUGCAGAGCAGCCAGGAUGGUGGUGUUGGUGGCCACAGCAGUGAGAAGCCAGCUGCUCUUUGGACCACCGCCUCCUCCCAGCGAGUGAGCCCUGGCCUCCCUUCCCCAGGCCCAGAGAACGGGGCCCUACCGAGACCUGCUCAGCCCAGGACCCCUUCUUUCUCAGCGCCCCUGGCCCUGAACCGCUCCAGUCAGGGACCUCUUCCAAGAACAAACUCGGGGGUAGGGAGUGAGGUGUCAGGCAUGAUGCCCAAACCCACUGUGGACCCUCAACCCUGGUUCCAGGAUGGCCCCAAAUCUUACCUUUCUAGCUCUGCCCCUUCAUCCUCUCCAGUCAGCAUGGACAAUAUGCAGCUGGGUGCAGUCCCUGGGCCGGGUCCCAAGCCUGGCUGUACAGACCCUGGCGUUGGUCCCAAGCUCAGCCUUGUCCAUCCAGUGAUGUCUACCUUGCCUGAGUUAUCUUGUAAAGAAAGUCCCUCUGGCUGGUCCUCUGAUGGCAGCCUGGGGCCUGUGCUCCCAGAGAGCCCCGGUUCCCCCAGGGUGAGGCUGCCUUGCCAGACCCUCCUCCCGGGCCCUGAGCUUGGACCCACGGCUGCCGAAUUGAAGUUGGAAGCCCUCACCCAACGUCUGGAGCGUGAGAUGGAUGCUCACCCGAAGGCCGAUUACUUUGGAGCCUGUGUGAAAUGCAGCAAGGGGGUGUUUGGGGCCGGCCAGGCCUGCCAGGCCAUGGGGAACCUCUACCACGACGCGUGCUUCACCUGUGCAGCCUGCAGCCGGAAGCUGAGAGGAAAAGCCUUUUAUUUUGUCAAUGGCAAAGUGUUUUGUGAGGAAGACUUCCUGUACUCUGGUUUCCAGCAGUCUGCUGACAGGUGUUUUCUUUGUGGACAUCUGAUCAUGGACAUGAUCCUUCAGGCCCUGGGGAAGUCCUACCACCCCGGCUGCUUCCGCUGUGUCAUCUGUAAUGAGUGUUUGGACGGGGUACCCUUCACUGUGGACUCAGAGAACAAGAUCUACUGUGUCCGGGAUUACCACAAGGUGUUGGCCCCCAAGUGUGCAGCCUGUGGCCUCCCCAUCCUUCCACCUGAGGGCUCAGAUGAGACCAUCCGAGUCGUGUCCAUGGACAGAGACUACCACGUGGAGUGUUACCACUGCGAGCCCCAUUCCAAGUGCCGGAGAGCUUCAUGUGGCCAGUGUUGGACAGUACAGUCCAGACCCUCACUGGGCUGGAGCUGCGUGUCUCCGCACCGGCAUUUUUUUUUGCCCGGAAAGAAUCACACAGCGCCCUCUGCUGGUUGUACGGGACUGUGUGUGGCCUUUGUGUCACUCUUGCAGUCUGUUUUGUUUUGUUUCGUCACCACUGGAUAUUUUUGCCUCACCCCAGGACUGCGGUCUGGAGCUCAAUGAUGAAGAUGGUCACCGCUGCUACCCCCUGGAGGACCACCUGUUCUGUCACUCCUGCCACAUCAAGAGGCUGGAGAAGGGUCACUCAUCCACAGCCCUUCACCAGCACCACUUCUAGCCAGAGCCUCCUGCAGAUCUCAUGGUGGGGAGGAGCCAGGGUUGCACCAUGAGGAGUCCGCGGGUUAAUUCCUGUCACCCCUGGGGACGGAUUGGGAUUGGGGGAGUGGAAGGGAGGCAGGUGCCUUUCCUUUAAACAAGGAGGGGAUCCCUGCUGGUCUGGGAUUAUGUAUUUUUUUCACUGCUGCCACACCCUCAUCAGAUUACUCAGGAAGAAACCCCAGCAAGCGCGUGGCAUGUGACAGGAGAUCUCAUUAGUGUGACUGAAUGAACCUUCCUGUCCCCUCUGGGAAGAGUUCACACUUCAGUGGGAAAGGUUUGCACUGAAGAGAGAUUUCAGGUGCCGAUAUGUUCAAUCCUUUCCCUCCCCUUUGGAAAAUACCUGCACCCAAACACCCCCUCCCAACCCCUCCCCCGCCCCACACACACCAUAAUUUAAGAUUUCCUUCCACUCCAGAGCUUCAGUUCUUCUGUAGAAUGGCUGCAAAUUUUAAUUGCAUCAUCGCAAGAGGGAUGCUCUGACAUGUGCUUUGUAUCUUAGGAAGAAUUCACUUGGUAAAGCAGAGCCAAGGUUUGAAAUAAGUGAGACGGGGUUUUCUCCUUGUAGCCUAAUAUCAUUCUGUGUGCCCCUGGAAAUCUUCACUCCUUUAAAGGCAGCUGGCGGCCUGAUGGAGGAUUGAUCCUGUUCUAGGAAAGUGUGCUUUGGGAUGAGAACUUGGUGCAGGCGCCAGGCCUCUUUUGCCCGCCUGUUGUGCUUUUUUUCCUCUGGAGCUCUCAAGAAUCUGGGACUUCAGAGUUCCCCCUGCAAAGGCUGGUCUCGGGAUCUUUCGUGGGGAUCCUCUUAUGCCUAUUUUCGCUUCUUUAACAAUGGACUUUGGGGAAGUGUGCCCACAUACUGAGACCUGACCCCUUAUUCAUGAGGAGAGUUUUUGUGUGUAAGAUCUCAAAGCCAGCCUGGGAGAGAGUGCCUGAGCAUAAGUUAUGAUAUUCAUUUCACAGGUCCCUCUCUUGCCAAUUCAGGUAUUAUGCUUGAAGAAACCAGUAUAAGGUACACUGCUUUUGUCUGUUUUUUUUUUCUUUCUGUAAAAAUUGUUUCCCUCUACUUUCAGUCUCCCACACACAAAAAAUACCUCACAGAUAAGAGCUUCAGAUUAAGGAGGAAUUUGGCCAUCACACUGGACUCAGCCAGUGUGUGUUAGGAACCUCUGGCUUCACCCAGGUCAGACCAGUGGGUCAGGGCACUGUAAUCUUAACUAAAGUUCAGCUGGGAAUAGAUCUGAUUGAUACUGGGUGCUCCUGCCUUAUGCAUUUCAUCAUGCUGGCUCCCCAGGAUGGCAAGGGCUAAGGGAGGGCCACCUACUGGCAGGAUUUCAAGGCCACCUCUGCACUGAAGAGGCAAAAUGUGCCCUGUGUGUCACACUCCUGAGGCCAGAGGUCAAUACCCCUGGGUAUUUCAAUGAGAAGAAAGUGUGAGAAAAAGGUUGGCUGGCAUUUGGCUUCUCAGCCCACAGGGAGGGACCCUGGGCCUUGUCACAGGAGGGCAGGGGCCAUCUCACGACUGCCAGCCAGGCUGGGAGCAUCUGCUCUCUGCCGCCUCACCUCACAUCCAGAGGGAGGGGAUUGGGUGGCUGGGGCCUCGGAGGGCGUCAGUGGAACCCAAAGGCACAGGGACUCACAGACUAUUCACUGGGCCCAGUUCUAAGCCUCUAAACCAUGCUUUGACUCCUUUGGUAGCAGUUGCCUGUAAGAAGCACAGAAAUGGCACCAUGAAUUGUCUUUUCCAUUUUUGUUAAAUUCAUUCUGCUGGAAUCCUUUGGCCAGAUGUCACUUCAGCCCAAGCUGUGUGAUUCUAUUGGUUCCUUUCCACAGGCUGAGCCUCCUAAAAACCCAUGAAUGUUUAUAGGAGGGCUAAAAAUCCAGGGGGCUGGGGAGGUGAACCCUGGGGUCCCCCCUCCCUUCCCAGCACACCAUCCAGCUCAGCCUUGGCAAGGCUGGUGGGCAGAUGGAGCCAGCCAGUAUGUCUCAACCUGUCUCUGCCAACCUAGGAUUAUUUCUGGCCUUGAUGACACACCUUUGCUCCACUAUCAAGUCAAGCAGAGGAAAGAAAAUUGCCUUGGAGCCACAUCAGAAGUAGCAGGGAUUUGUUUGCAACUUGGUAACAGUUGACCCUUGAACAGCAUGGGUUUGAACUGCAUGGGUCCAUUUAUAUGUGGAUAAUUUUCAGUAGUAAAUACUGCAGUCAGUACUACACGAGAUCUGUGGUUGGUUGAAUCCACGCUGCAGAGGGACCACGGUUACGGACGGCCGACUGUAAGUUAUAUGAGGAUUAACCCUUAAGUUGUUCAAGGCAUAACUGUAGUUUAAAAAUCUGAUUCACUUUUUAAAUGAAAUUUUUUUUUUUUUUUACGGUACGCGGGCCUCUCACCGCUGUGGCCUCUCCCGUUGCAGAGCACAGGCUCCGGAUGCGCAGGCUCAGCGGCCAUGGCUCACGGGCCCAGCCGCUCCACGGCACGCGGGAUCCUCCCGGACCGGGGCACGAACCCGCGUCCCCUGCAUCGGCAGGCGGACUCCCAACCACUGCGCCACCAGGGAAGCCCCUAAAUGAAAUUUUUAAAGUGUCCUUGAUUGAGGCAAUUUUGAUAUCUCAGCAAAUAUUUUAUACUGCUGAAGAAGAACAAUAAGAGAAUUUCUAGACACCCUAGAAAUCUGAGAGGCAACUUCUCUUUACUGUCAGUGUCCCUGGAGAGGGUAAUGGGUAGGAAUCUCCUACCAGUUUUGUCUCCUCCUCAGGCCCUUGCAAAAAAGCCAUGAAUAGAUGCCCACUUACCUGGUAUUUUAAACUUUCUAUAAAUUAUUAGCCAAAUAGAGCUAUAAUGGGGUUGUAUUUAUAGGCAUGUAGAAAGAACACACAAGCACUUCGUAGACCAGGAUGAAUAAGUUUGUUUUAAAAGGUAGAGCAGAUAGCCUUGAGUUCCCUAGAUGACUCGUGGACUUUAGAUAAACAAGAAUUAUGGCCUGAUUCCAGAUGCCAAAGCCAGCCUCCAGCCUUCUCCCUUGCCUCACUUUGCCCUCUAGUUUUUUCUUGUCAUUUCCCCCCCCCAGCUAGGGUCAUUCAAAAACGGCCUGAGUGAUCUGAGAAAAGCCAGGAAUGCAGUUUGGCCUGUCAUAGCAGGAUCCUCUCUCUCUGACAUUAUCCUCCCAUCUGUGGUUGAGUAGAGAGUGAUUUGUUCAUUUUUCACACAGAAGGGCAUUGAGUCCUGUUGGGUCGUUGCCUGCACGUGGCGGCAGGACUUUCCAUUUCUCCGUGGUUAGUGCUUGAGCGAAAGCCUCUUUCGGCUGAGUCCACUGAGGUUGUGCCACUGAGUCCUGGGUGGCCGGUGGGAUUACCAAGGAGUUCUGAUUGCUUUCAAGUGCUGCCAUCACCUUGUUUCCGUGGACUUGAGUUACCCAAGAUGAAAAACAGAAAUGUUAGAAUUUGAGAGAAUGAUCUGGAAUUCACACUCCUUUGCAGGCUGUUUUUGUGUGCCGUUUCCCACGUGUGUGAAAGUAUGAGAGCUAUGAUGGCUGCUAGUGCCCUUGCAAAGAAUGUGUGCAAGACUUGACCCCAAACCAUUGUUGCUUGAUGCACUUGUUAGAACUGUGGACCAGGAAACCAAGUGCUUUGUAUUCUCCUUUGUGCCAGGAAUGAGUCCUAAUUUCCCAGUUACUAUUGGAAGUAACUUUUAAAAGCAGUAGGAAAAAGAUGAGGAAGAUGUGUUAGCUAUCAAUUGUUCUGAGCCAGAACUGGACAGAUAUGGGAAAUUUCUAUAUAGUGUAUGAAAAUUUCACUCUGCAGGGAAAUUAUUUUCCCCUGUGUCUCUUCUUUUACUUUAAUUGAUUCAAAAUAUUGUUCCUGUAAAAUUAUUCAAAAUUUUACUGUUACUAUAAAAUUAUUCAGAAUAUUGUUACCAUAAAAUUAUUCAAAAUAUUGUUAACUAUAAAAUUAUUCAAAAAUUUA
Orcinus orca (killer whale) is the source of this 6951-nucleotide messenger RNA. It is a transcript of the gene LIMD1, whose product is annotated as LIM domain containing 1. Gene Ontology annotation, cellular component: transcription regulator complex; nucleus; adherens junction. The transcript is spliced from 8 exons. The coding region runs from base 720 to 2840 and encodes 706 amino acids. NCBI's taxonomy places the organism in Eukaryota, Metazoa, Chordata, Mammalia, Artiodactyla, Delphinidae. The record is from RefSeq and is a predicted model, not a curated record. Gene Ontology annotation, molecular function: transcription corepressor activity. Gene Ontology annotation, biological process: regulation of DNA-templated transcription; positive regulation of miRNA-mediated gene silencing; negative regulation of hippo signaling.